GCUGGCUGCUACAUCCAUGUCGCAAAGCGGCUGCGAGGAGCACUGGGGUGCCUUGGUUAUCUAGUGCUGGUGUAUUUACGGCCUGGAUUAAGGUGCUUUUGUUAAUGCAUCAUGCCAAUCGUGGAAAAGUUGAAGGAUGCCCUGAAGCCAAGCAGGAAGGACACGGAGGACAAUGAUUUGGGGAAACUGCUAGCUUCCUCUGCUAAGAAGAUUCUUCUUCAAAAGAUAGAGUUUGAACCUGCAAGCAAAAAUUUCUACUACCAGCUGGAGACCCUAAAAAGCAAAUAUGUAUUACUGACUCCAAGGUGCCCAACUGGUACCCCUCAAAGGACCUUGGAAGGUGCACCGAUAUGUAGGCAGAGUUAUGAUGUUCCUCCUGGUUCUGAUGGGAUUCCAUCUCCACAGAAAGUCCUUUUCCCUGUCGAAAAGUUGUCUAUGAAGUGGGAGAGAGUGUCUAGGGUGGGAGCUGGUCUCCAGAAUCUAGGCAACACUUGCUUUUUGAACUCCACCGUGCAAUGUCUGACUUACACCCCCCCACUUGCCAACUACCUGCUGUCCAAAGAGCACAGUCGCAACUGUCAGCAGGGUGGAUUCUGCAUGUUGUGCAUCAUGCAGAAUCAUCUUAUCCAAGCCUUUGCAAACAGUGGGAACGCCAUCAAACCAGUCUCCUUCAUUCGAGAUUUAAAGAAAAUUGCACGUCAUUUCCGUUUUGGGAGCCAGGAAGAUGCCCAUGAGUUCCUACGUUAUACUAUAGAUGCCAUGCAGAAAGCCUGUUUAAAUGGCUAUGCCAAGCUUGAUCGCCAGAGUCAAGCUACAACCUUGGUACAUCAGAUAUUUGGAGGUUAUCUACGUUCUCGAGUAAAGUGUUCUGUGUGUAAAAGUGUGUCUGACACCUAUGACCCGUAUUUGGACAUCGCACUAGAGAUCCGGCACGCUGUUAAUAUUGUUCGUGCGCUGGAGCUGUUUGUAAAGUCAGAUGUCCUGAGCGGCGAGAAUGCCUACAUGUGUGCAAAGUGUAAAAAGAAGGUGCCAGCCAGCAAGAGGUUUAGUAUUCACCGUGCUUCCAAUGUCCUCACCCUCUCUCUUAAACGGUUUGCCAACUUUAGUGGAGGUAAAAUCACAAAGGAUGUGGGGUAUCCAGAAUUCCUAAAUAUCCGUCCAUACAUGUCUCAGAGCACUGGAGACCCUGUCAUGUAUGCGCUUUAUGCUGUCCUGGUACAUUCUGGGUACAGCUGUCAUGCAGGCCACUACUACUGCUACGUGAAGGCCAGCAGCGGGCAGUGGUACCAGAUGAAUGAUUCCCUUGUUCACUCCAGUAACAUCAAAGUGGUACUGAACCAGCAGGCUUAUGUUCUCUUCUACCUGAGGAUCCCAGAUUCCAAAAAGGCUUGUGAUGGUUCUAUGUGUAAGGUGACUGCUCCUCCAAUAGUGCGUCCAAGUUCUGUCCCACCUAGCAUAAAGAAGACUAUUUCUAAUGGCAACCUUUCUUCACCUCUUAUUGGGAAGAGGCCUGAUGGAUUACAGAUAAAGAGACCAACUGCUUUGGAGGAGAUAGGUGUACCAGUUUCUCGGCCAUCUUUUUCUUCUGGGAUUAAAGCAUUGAAUGGAACUUCUCGUCCCAGGCCACUGAGUGCUGGUCCAUCACCUAAGCUGAGCUCAAAGCCUCUCCAUGCUCCUUUUAUUCUGGAUGACCCUCUAAACAGAGUAAAGAAGCCACCAUUGUGUACAAGUGAUGACAAAAACAAGCAAGAGAAUGCUAAGCAUAGCUGGGAGACCACAGACAUCAGCCCAUCUCUGUCGCCCAAAACUCCAACCAGGAACCCAGAACACCAGAUUGAAGCUGCUAAGGAAACUCAGGAGGAGAGGAAUGACAUGCCUAGAUCAGAUUCGCUCGCCAACAGCACAGAUUCUUCCUUAAGUCCCCUCAUGGAAAAGAACACUUCGUCCAACAGCUGCCCCCCACACAGUCCGGGGGAGAUGGAUUCAGACAGUUUAGCAGAGACUAAGGCUCCAAAAUCAAAAUCUCCUUCCUUAGCAAGUGUAUGUGAGGCUUUAACUACAAUGUCACCACCACCUGCAAAGAAGCUGGCACUGUCUGCCAAAAAGGGCAGCAUGCUGCAGAGGGAAAACAGAAAUGACGCUUAUUCCCCUUCUCGCUCAUCCCUCAUCACUGGUCCUGCUUGUCCCGCAUCCCCCGGUCCCACCUCACCUCGGCUGCUCCAUAAACAUCGAGGGUGCUCUUCAUCUGUCGAGGGGUCCCCCGGAGAUUGUACUCACAUUUCCAAUAAAUAUGAAGCUCACAAAUCAAAUGAAAAACAGAGAAAACAAAGUCCAGAGGGGACCCAUCGCAUCACCUCAGUCAAUCACUCAUCCAAUCAUAACUCACAAAAUGAGGCUUCACUUAUCAAAUCAUAUCAUGGGAGCAAGGAUAGUGUAUCACAUACCGAAAGUCCACCCAGUCCCUCAAAACACAAAAAGAAAUCCAAAUCAAGAGAUUAUGAUGUCAGCGACAGCAUGAAAACAGCAACCACAGAGGAGAUGAGCUCCAGGAAGAGAAAAAAGAAAAAGAGACACAGAGAAGAGAGAGAGCGGGUGGAGAUAAAAGGCUCUCACCUGGAAAAAGAGGAAAGACAUGAUUAUGUGUCCGAUAAAACCAGAACAGAACGUAAAGAUCAAACACAUACCUCAGGGCACCACCACCGACAAAGACACCGCUCUACAGAUCGUUCAGCUAGAUCAAGAAGCCCCAGUGAAGUAGCGCACAAGACAGAACAUAAAAAAAAGAAGAAACGGAGGAGAGAGAGCAGCCACCACACAGAGGACAGUUUGCACCGUGAACAGGCAGCAACGGAUAGAUAUACCAGGUCUUACGAUGAGGAUAACGUGGGCAGAAAAAAGAAGAAAAAGCAUAGAACAGACAAGCAUGAAUCUCACAGUAAGGAGAAAUGCGGCGAAUCUGUAAGGCAAGAGCAUGCACCAAGGGAGGCAAAAUCAAGCGCAGAUCGUGAGAAGCCAUCAGCUACUGUUUUUGUGUGGGACAGCCAGAUCCGGGAUGGUUACAAGCGUAACUCGUAUACCUCCACCACAGAAAACCCUGUCCGGCCAUCUUGGGAUGGCAAGAAGGAGUCAACUGUGGUCCAGGAACUGCUCAAGAGUUCAAGUGACAGAGCAUAUGGGACAAAAGUGCUUACCUGGGAUGGUGACACGUCUGCUGUGAGCCGUGAUGCUGCAUAUGAUGCUGAAGAUGCCAAAUACAACACAGUGAUAGACGAGUGGGAUGAAGAGUUUGACAGUGGGAAGGUAAAAAAGCUAAAAUUCAGGCGGGACAAAUGGAGGAACAAUAAUGGCUUCCAGACAUUACAGAACCGGCGCAACUUCUGGUCUGUCACCCAUUCUGGCCACUUCUCCAGCAUGGGAUACAGGUUCUAAGCCGCGCUGACAAGAUGACAAUGGAAUACAGGAGGAUUCUUAUCUAAGGUGUUAAACCAAUUACAAACAAAGCUACCUCUUCCUGCUGUCAAUCAGGACACCCUCAGUCUGUGUAACACAUGACCACUACAGUGGUGUGACACUAAACUUAAAAAGAGGGAAGAUGCUUGUCCAUUAGUGAAGUGGAUCUCUUUGGACUCAUUUUCUGGCUUUGCUAUGAGCAACUAGUGUGGUUACGUAGGUAGCCACUGGACAAGUGACUUGAUGUGUGAAGUUAUGUUCUAUGUGGGGGGUACAUCCCUGCUGUACUGUUUCUGAACAGUCUGUGUCUUCUUUUUGAGCUCCAACAAUUCCCAUGCUUCAUACUCAGCAUAACUGGAUGCACAUGGAUUAAAAUGUGCUGUCCGUAUUCCGCUGUACCAUGAGAUCAUACUGUAAAAUCACUGGCUAUGUCCAUCCUCAUACUAAUUUCCAGAGAAUAACAAUAAAUACCUUAAUUCUUCCGCUUGUGCUGGAAAAUUCAACCCCACGCCUUUAAUAAGAACCCACAAAAGUGUAAAGCCUGUUGCAUUUUUAUUUAUUUUUUUUGCAACAAAUUUUAUAUUCUCCCUUUCACAUAAUAUAAUUUUGGGGUAAUAAUAGAAUAAGAACAUAUGAGUUGGAGCACAAAAACUUUGCUUUGUAAUUUUUAAAGGGAUUGACAUAAUAAUUCUCUCCUUGGGGAAAAAAAAAUAUAACUAGUGGGUAAUCAAAAAAGCUUAUUUUGAUUUAUCAUCCAUGCUGUGAAAUCAUUACCAAUUAAUAAUUAGUUUUAUUGUACCAGACAGAAUCAAAUCCUAGCUCCCUACUUGGUUUUUCUUUUCUUUUGUAAUUCUACAAGGAUAUAAACUUUGAUGCGCUUUCUCAAAAAAAAAUCAAACUGCUUCAGCAAGAUUCUACUUGGGUCUUUGCAUAACAAAGAAAAUGAUGUCACUGAGAACUUGUGAUCAGUUGUAAAUAAUGUAUUUUAACUUGUUGUGUCAUAAAUAUAAACAUAUCAGGGGACCCCACUACUUGUGUGAAAUUUUGUCUUUUGUAUAAGGUUCUAUAAUCAGUACAUUUUUACAGUAAGAAUGGUUUACAUAAUAGUUUGGUGGUAAUAAUCAAAACUUAUUGAACUUUAUUUCUAAAAGGCAGAAUUCAUUAUGUACAUCCAGGUACAAUUUAAAGGUUAACAUCAUUUUUCUUUUGGGGAAAAAUUGUGCUUUGUCCUACGCUUCCUAGAAAGGCCAAAACGCAAAAUCUGUUAACUAGGUUUUUAAAAUGUUGCAAACUGCCUACAUCAGCUAUUUGAUUUGCAGUUUACAGAAUUUGGCCUCUCUAAGGGAGUGUGAGACAAAACACAACUUUUACACAAAAGCAAGAGGUUUUUAAUGUCCUUUUAAGCGCUUGUCCAUCAUUUUGUACGCUGUGAAUACAUCUUAAGUCGGACAGUGUUUGCAUUUUUCAGGUAACAUUGGAUAUUUUAGAUUGUUAAUAAUGUUUAAAAAUAUCUUCUGUUUGCCUACUUGUAAAACAAUGGUUAAAGCAUUACAAAAAGUGUUUUAUGUGUUAUAAAUGUAGUAAACUUACUUGUUUGCUAGCACAAAUGCAACCAUUGCUUUUUCGCCAUGCCUUACAAUAGAAGUUUGGUGUUAACAGAAUUUGAUGGAAUACACUUCUUUAUAUUCAAAUUUCCCAUUCAUACCUUAUUCUAUGCAACCUUUAAAUUGAAUAUGGAAAGAUUAUAUAUAUUAAGUGAAUAGGCUCUCCUAUCUAAAAUUUAAUUUGAAGUCAACUGCUGUCUGAUAAAUCUAGGGGAGUGUAUAUUGUUUACUAAUUUAUUGGAAAAGGGUGAUAUUUAUGACUGUACUAAAAAUGAUUUCUAAACUUUAUAUACUAUUAUUCCGGCAAGAUUAUUUUUUUAAAUAUUUCAAAUGUAAUAUAAAACAAACAAAUAUGUAUAUUGGGUCCCUUUUAAGAAGUAAAACAAAGAGCAGUAUAUAAGCACAGUGAUUUUUUUCCCUGAAAAAGAGUUAAAACCAUUGAAAGUUGAAACUAACAUAGCAGUGUCAUUUGUGAACUUCCCGCUAAGGCUCAUUGGCUGACAGUUACUUCCUGCUAAGGAUAAUUGGCGUAUAGAUACUUCCUAUCUAUCAGCCAGUACAUAACUGAUACUGCUUGUUUAGAUUCAAGUUAAAUUUAAAAAGAUUUAAAUACUGCUUUCAUAUGAAUAAUAUAAAAAAGAAUUGAGUACAAUAACCCUUAAUGUCACUUAAGUGGGUAUCCAACGAUAUUUGUACAUCUGAUUCAAAAUGUAUAAUGUGUGUAUGCGUGUGUUAGUAUUCACAAGAAGUGUAUGAUGGCAUCAUUACCCUUUUAAACUAAAGGUUUAUUACCUGAUAUGCAUUUAUUAGCGCCUCAACCUGACUGUUUUACCAAAAAACAAAAGCAUAUGUACAAAUUAUAUAUAAAUGUAAAGUGUAAUGCAAAUCUCUGGAGACUGGACUGUAUCUUCUGCCAAUAUAGUGGGAAUAUGUCUUCCCAUCCUGCAAUAAAGCAGAUGUAAUAGAACAAA
Molecule: messenger RNA, 6025 nt
Organism: Bombina bombina (fire-bellied toad)
Lineage: Eukaryota; Metazoa; Chordata; Amphibia; Anura; Bombinatoridae
Gene: USP36
Product: ubiquitin specific peptidase 36
Exons: 20
Coding region: 112-3429 (1105 amino acids)
Biological process (GO): protein deubiquitination; regulation of apoptotic process
Cellular component (GO): nucleus; cytosol
Molecular function (GO): cysteine-type deubiquitinase activity; cysteine-type endopeptidase activity
Source: RefSeq, a predicted model, not a curated record